Molecule: messenger RNA, 4000 nt
Organism: Epinephelus lanceolatus (giant grouper)
Lineage: Eukaryota; Metazoa; Chordata; Actinopteri; Perciformes; Serranidae
Gene: ralylb
Product: RALY RNA binding protein like b
Cellular component (GO): nucleus
Molecular function (GO): RNA binding
Source: RefSeq, a predicted model, not a curated record
GGCAACUGGAGGAGAAUGACUGGUAAAAUCCAAACCAGCAACGUGACCAACAAGAAUGACCCGCGCUCCCUAAACUCCAGAGUCUUUAUCGGCAACCUCAACACAGCCAUUGUCAAGAAGACAGACAUAGAGGUCAUCUUCGCCAAGUACGGCAAGAUAGUGGGUUGCUCCGUGCACAAAGGUUACGCCUUUGUACAGUAUUUGAAUGAGAGGAACGCCCGGGCAGCUGUGGCGGGAGAGAAUGCCCGUAUCAUCGCUGGACAGCCUCUUGACAUAAACAUGGCGGGUGAGCCCAAGCCGUACAGGCCCAAAGCCGGCUCCAAACGGCCGCUCUCAGCUGUUUAUAGCGGCUAUGAAUUUGACUAUGAGUACUACAGGGAUGAUUUCUACAGCAGGCUUUUUGACUACCACGGCAGAGUGGCCCCCCCACCAAGAGCCGUGAUCCCCCUCAAGCGCUCCAGGGUGAUCGCUCCCUCCUCCCGCCGCGGGAAGACCUCCUUCCCCAUCAAGACGUCCUCCUCUUCCUCCUCUUCAUCCUCCAGACCUCCCACAUCCUCCUCCGGGCUCAAACCAGUGAAGACAGACCAGCUUCAGACUAUCAAACGGGAGCUCACCCAGAUCAAGAUGAAGAUCGACUCUUUGCUGGGACGCCUGGAGAAGAUCGAGAAGCAGCAGAGAGCCGAGUCCGAGGCUCAAAGAAAGUACGAUGACAACUGCGACUCCCUCCAUGAGGAGUCCGUGUCAGAGACGGCAGAAAACUCUGGGGAGGAGGCCGGUGAGGGGGCGCUGGACGUGGAGGCGGGCGAGAUGACCGAUGGAGGCGAGGACGACUACGACGAGGAGGGCAGCCACCAUCUGAUAGAGAACCAUGUAUCGGAUAUUGACAACUGAGACCCGGAUGAGGCGGCAGACACCCCCCAGCCAGUGGUAUUAGAAUUCAUCAUCAUCUUCAAGAGACGGAAAAAGGAUCUCUGAGGGAUCAAGACUCUCAUUCUGGACUGUAAGUUGUGUUCAAGAGAUUCCGAAAUCACAUUUAGAUGCCCAACUGUGCAGCACAAGCCGAACGUGAUGUGCUCUCUAAAGAAAAUGUAUUCAAGACCCAUUUUAAUGCAUUGGCCUGAGUUCACCUCAUGGAUAUUCUGUGCAACCUAUAUUUCAUUGCAAGAGGCUGACAGUAUCAUGUGCUAAUCCUGUUCCUGAAAAAAUACAAACAAGGAGGAAAGGAAGUAAAGGCUUUCUUUCAGAUUUAUAUAUUGAAUUACGUGGAGCAAAGGGAACAUGACGUCGUUGAUCAACCGUUGCUGCUUUUAUGAAAUGUGUUUGCAAUGUUAUUUCACAAACUGUUUUUCCAAUGAAUCUCUGUUGUUGCUCAAAAAUGAAAUGAAUAAAGUUACAGUCAGAACAAUGUGCGACCACAGUAUGAUAAUCACAAAAUGAAUGAAACAUCGGUGCCGUCUGGUUUUGGAUUUGACUCAUGCAUAAGCCAAUAGCUGCGAGCAUAACUUUAUCCAGCUUUAUCCAUUUAUCACACAAAUGCCCUGUGGGGCUGUUCCAUCGUAUAUUCCAACUCCUGCCAAGUUUCAGAAGCAGAAAGGGCUUCCUGUGGUAGAGAGCUAACACUGGCACAGGCCUCCUGCCAGGGAGCAGUGUCCCAACGUCUCAAUGCACUCCUCCCUGCUCAGCCUGUGCAUCCCAACAUGGACUGCUGCUGUUUAGGAGCCAACGCCCUUUCUCCUUCUCCUCUAUCUCUCCCUCUGCAUUCUGCAUUGAUUCCAUCUUAUGUAGGCAAGAGAGCAAGGUGAAGAUUUGUAAAUUAUAUAUACAGAUGCCUUGAUUUUAUCUAAGUAUGUGAUCUGUAAUCAGAUCGCAGUGGCAACAAUGGCCUUAAAACAACUUAAGCUAGAAUCACACUCGGAGAGCGCAGACCCGUGCCAAGGCCAAGUGCCCCGUCUUACAGUGUUAACGAAAGUGAAAAUUUAUUUGUGCAUCCGCCCACUCCAAGAUUUAAUUGGUUCUUCCUUGGCACAUGCUUCAUCCCUCCAUCACAGAACAUGGAAACCGGGUCUGUGAUCCUGCUUACAGAGGGACAAGCCAACAAACAAACAGAAAACAAAACCUCUGGCGGAGGUCAUAAUAAGUUAUUGAGACAAUACAGAGCUACAUCCCAUUACUCUUUUAAUAAAAUGCCGACAAAAGGCAAUAUUAAUAAUGAUGAAACUGAAUUUGCCAGCACUGGAUGAUUUGUCCCCUUAUUUGCUGCAGUUUACCAGCAUGAUAGUGCUCAAGAUUACUACCAAUUCAGAUUUGUAACACUGAGCGUGUUUACAUGGACACAAUUGACCCAUCUAUGAUGAUCAUAUUCAGGAUGCGGUGUUCACAUGAGCACAGACUAAUCGAGUUAUUCAUAUUCCCCAUAUACAUGAAAAAUAAUGUGGUUACUGAUUAGUGCAGUGUGUUUGCGCAGAAGCCUGUGAUGUCUACAAAAACAAACCGACAACAGGAGAUGGGAGGGACAUAAAUAUUAAACAUUUCACUCUACAUUUACUACAACUUCCUGGUAAUUUGUAUGGCAGUGGAUGAAGACAUGCAAACUCUUUCAUUACCAAAAGACAAGACUGUUUAUUUCUGCUACAGAGGUGAGACGCUGUCGCUGCCGUCAUUUGUUAUGUUUCUACUAUGUGAUUUUGGUUGAAGCCUGUGGAGGUAGUUGGGGAUGUUCAGUAACUGGGAUGGGUCGUAUACAUGCAACAGUAUUACAGUUUCUUUUGGAGUACACCAAGUAGCAUAUUUGGGUCUCUCAUAUUUUCUAUUCUGUUCUAUUUGACUUUAAACGGGAUACUCCGGAAACCCGGCCAUAACCUGGGUAUUUAUGUCCAUGUAAACAUACUCAUUGCUGCCAUGUAGAGCUGCUAACAUGUAAUAUUUUCAAAUUCACAGCUUGAGCCUCAGCUGAGUGAUUUUAAAUAACCUUAUUAUAAAUUAAUUGCUGCUAAGUGAAUUAUGACAUCAGUGACUGGAAGUCAGCAUGUACCACUGUUGAUUAGUCACAUCAUGUUUACCCCCUUUUUUAUUUAUUUGCUCUCAACAAUCAGACAUUUGUUGUUUCAAGCUUUUCCUUUGAAGCCAUUCUCAGAAGGAGGUAGGUGUUGGGAACUACAGCUAAUGUGCACCAGGUGUGCCAGCUGAUUGGUCAGGAGCAUCAGUUAGGCUGAUGAUGUGUGUCAGCUGGCGCAUCUGGUGUAUAAAUGCCGUAAACAGGGUUGUAAGCAUGAACUGCAGGAGCUAGAAAAGCUAGUGGGCUAAGGACAUUCAUCAAGGCUGUAAAUUACACAGCUUCUUAUCGAACACUUUGCUGUCAUUAACCUCUAUCAUUGUCCUCACUGCAGCCAAGUAACAUCUCUCUCCUCUGUGCUGCUUGUAGAACGUCACUGUACUGUUGUUGAACUCGUCCUCUUUUGCUUCAGUUCAUGCUCAGAAGCAUGAACACCCGGUGUGACCACACCUUAACGCCUCCAGAGGGUCUUAUUUAAGUAUGACAGCAGACAGGCCUCUUGUUAUUGGAAUAAACUUUAUACUUACUGAAUAUCAGUAGCAAUCCUGAAUUGAUGUAAAAGUUGAAUCAUGUGAUUCAGUGCUGUUAUUAGUUUAAUGAGUUGUUUCGCCCAAAUUAUUUGUUUUUAAAUAGGCUGUUGGUGUCUAGUGGAGCAGAAAGUUGUGGUUUUAUUUGCACAGGUUUUGAGAUGUGCCCUUGAGACUUGUAGCCACCCCAGUGCAAUCAAGGUAAAGUACAUUUCCUUUGUGGUGCUUGAAACAUUAAAAAUGCAUUUGAAAAAUUCAACAGCAAUGUUUCUCUUCAGACACGAUGUCCUUAUUACUCUGGGAAAUCCACACAUGCUUCUGUAGACAUUUUAGUUUACCUUGGGUAGCAGCCCAGUCACCAGGAUAAAAUAUUGGCGUACAUUUCUGCAAACCAAGUUACAUUCUGUGUGCAGUUUGCAUG